Messenger RNA from Syzygium oleosum, 429 nucleotides. Its product is annotated as B3 domain-containing protein At2g33720-like. The coding region runs from base 1 to 429 and encodes 142 amino acids. Lineage: Eukaryota; Viridiplantae; Streptophyta; Magnoliopsida; Myrtales; Myrtaceae. The record is from RefSeq and is a predicted model, not a curated record. Gene Ontology annotation, molecular function: DNA binding. The transcript has a single exon.
AUGGUGAGGCGGGUCGAGAGCAGGGACGGGAUGAAGGUCGCCGUGAGGGACGCGGCCACAGGCGACGAGUACCGGCUCGUGUUCCGCUACUGGGCGUCGUCGAGGAGCUACGUGCUGAACAAGGGCUGGAACAAGCUGUUCGUCAAGGGGCGAGAGUUGAAGGUCGGGGACGAGAUCGGGAUGCUCUGGGACCCGGUCUCUCUCAAGUUCCACUUUAUGGUCCUCCGCGAGGUUGUUCGUGGCACAUCCUGCGCAAACUCAAGACAGACGACGACGACGACGACGACGACGGUGGCGACAAAAACGAUGCAAACGCGACAAAGAGAAACAACCGCGCGCCUCACCCGCAGGUCACCUCUAGCUCCCACAGAGGUUCCAGACUCCAACGCCACCCCCGAAAAACAAGCAAAAGCCAAAAGUCAAACGUAA